Miniopterus natalensis is the source of this 2208-nucleotide messenger RNA. Lineage: Eukaryota; Metazoa; Chordata; Mammalia; Chiroptera; Miniopteridae. The record is from RefSeq and is a predicted model, not a curated record.
CUGUGCAGCCGGGCGCUGCGCGCAGGGCUGCGGAGCGCGGCGGCCUCACGCCCAUGUGCGUCGUCUGCUUCGUGAAGGCGCUGCUGCACGUGUUCAAGGUCUACCUGACUGCCAACUACACCUACAACUUCCGCGGCUGGCCGGUGGACUUCCGCUGGGAUGACGCGGCGGCCGCGGUGUACCCCGGCUCCAUGUUCCUGAUGACCCGAGCGCUGCUGCCGCUGCUGCAGCAGGGCCAGGAGCGCCUCGUGGAGCGCUACCACGGCCGGCGGGCCAAGCUGGUGGCCCGUGAUGGCAACGAGAUCGACACCAUGUUCAUGGAUCGCCGCCAGCACCCGGGCAGCCAGGGCCGCGGCCUGCGCCUGGUCAUCUGCUGCGAAGGCAACGCCGGCUUCUAUGAGAUGGGCUGCCUGUCGGCACCGCUGGAAGCCGGCUACUCGGUGCUGGGCUGGAACCACCCGGGCUUUGGGGGCAGCACCGGCGAACCGUUCCCUCAGCACGAUGCCAACGCCAUGGAUGUGGUGGUCAAGUACGCUCUGCACCGCCUGCACUUCCCGCCGGCGCACGUGGUGAUCUAUGGCUGGUCCAUUGGCGGCUUCACAGCCACCUGGGCCACCAUGACCUACCCGGAGCUGGGUGCGCUGGUGCUCGAUGCCACCUUCGACGACCUCGUGCCUCUGGCCCUGAAGGUCAUGCCCCAGAGUUGGAAGGGCCUGGUGGUGCGCACCGUGCGCGAACACUUCAACCUCAAUGUCGCGGAACAGCUGUGCAGCUACCCCGGGCCGGUGCUGCUGCUCCGGCGCACGCUGGACGACGUGGUCAGCACCUCGGGCCACCUGCGCCCCCUGCCGUCCGGCGACGUGGAGGGCAACCGCGGUAACGAGCUGCUCCUGCGCCUGUUGCAGCACCGCUACCCGGCUGUGAUGGCACGGGAGGGCCUUGCCAUCGUGACCCGCUGGCUGCGCGCGGGCAGCCUGGCACAGGAGGCAGCUUUCUAUGCUCGCUACCGCGUGGACGACGACUGGUGCCUGGCGCUGCUGCGCUGCUACUGCUCGCGCUGCGAGGACACGCAGGAGGACGGGGAGGCCUGGGGGCCCCAUGGGCUUGCCUUCCCGUGGCAGGUGGGUCAGGGCCUGAGCCCUCGGCGGCGCCGGCAGCUCGCGCUCUUCCUGGCGCGCAAACACCUCAAGAACGUGGAGGCGACUCAUUGCAGUCCGCUAGAACCCGAGGACUUCCAGUUGCCCUGGAGGCUGUAGCCAGAGGCUCCGCAGCAACCGGUCUUUGUGCUUUUGCUCACCUCAAGGGCCUCAGGGCCGCUCCCCUCCCCGCACCCCAUCCAGUAAAGCUGGCCUGCCCUGGGGAUCCCAGCCUAGUGUCUGCGAGAGGGUAGGGCGUUCCCCACUCCCUUUCUCUUCCUCCCUCAAACACUUGUGGAUGUCCCAGUCUGCUCCCAGCUCCUAAAGGGAAUGCAAAGAUUAACUUGUGUGAUGGGUGCUUUGAACACCUCAGAAAGAUGGUGGGAACAUGGGCUGUGGGGCCCAAGGAGGUGCUGUUUACCCAGCCUGGGUGACAGGAUGGCUCUGGGAAAGAUGAGUGUUGAAGAGUCUGUACAGUCACCCUUACCUGUGAAAGGAUAUUGGCGUCUAUAAAGCAGGUCUUAGCAGCGGGACCUUCCUGGACCGUGAUGCUGCUGCUUGUAGGGUCCUCUCCCCACCUUCACUCCUGGCUGCUGCUACAAGAGGGGUUCAGUGGGACCACAGGCUCAAAGUCACAGGUACACACCACAUGGCAUGUCCCUGUAGGGCUACAGGCUCACCUGCACCAACCGCUCACCCCUGAGCCAGGCCUGGGCUGGGACUUGUUCCUAGCUCAGGGAUGCAAUACAGAAUGAGAGAGAAGCCCUCUGCUCACCAUUUUCUGUGAUGCAGUCACUUUCUUACUGUCCGCUCUAAACUGUGUGAAGCAGGGACUACUGGCUGUCCCCAGCCUCUGGGCACAGGCUGGCCAGGGUGGGUAGAGCAAGAAACUCUGGAAAAAGUGAAAGUCAAGUGGGGCAAACAUAUAACUGAUGGCACCAGAGAAGGACACGGCCAUGAUGCGCCCGGGAAAGUACAGGCAGAAGUAGGUACAUAGGUGAUCUAAGGUGCCAGGAAGACCCCUUGGGCCUGAGCUUUGAGCUGAGUCCGGAAGAGUUGGGUGGAGGAAGCG